AUUAACAAUUUCACUGCUAUUCUGCCGAUGAGUCCCAAUGAAAUGGCCGUGAAGUUCCUGUUAUUCACGUGCAAUAAUCGGGAUAACUUUCAUAACCUGACAUACCUGUCCCAACCUAACGAAUGGACAAUUGCCGGUUUUAAUGCCAGUGCUCUGACUAAAUUUAUAGUUCAUGGUUGGCUCGAAGGGUACCCUGGUAACCCAACUGGAGUUAAUUAUAUGGAGCAAAUGAAAAACGUAAUUUUGAACAACUCGUGCGCUAAUGUUGUGGCAAUCGAUUGGUCUAAACCGGCAAAAGCUGUCGACUAUUUCCAAUCGGCGGCCAAUACUAAAAUUGUGGGACAAAUGAUUGGUUGCGUUAUCAAUAGACUGUCCGCUAAUUUAGGUGUUGAUCCGCAAGACAUCCAUCUGAUUGGUCACAGUUUGGGCGCACAUAUAGUGGGAUUUGCGGGCAAACACGUAACCAACUAUAACGUAGGCCACAUCACGGCCACUGACCCGGCUGGCCCCGGGUUUACUGGACAGCCCCCUGAGAAUAGGUUGGCUGUCGGUGACGCCAGCUUUGUUAAUGUCAUACAUACUAAUGGAAUUCCACCCAAUGGUAUACCUUUAGUACAAGGUAGUCGACAGCCAGGUUGUGGUUUAUUUAACGGAAAAUUCAUUCCUUCGUUGACCAGUAUCUCGGGUGUCAGUAAUGAUGCGCUGAGUUUGCUUAUAUGCAGCCACACCCGAUCCAAUCAAUACGCGGUCGCCGACCAGUCCUACGGCCAGAGCACGGGCUGUCAGCCCAUUGCCUAUAAGUGCGACUCUUAUGACAACUUCAUGAACGGUCUGUGCGCUGAUGGCAGUGACAGUCGUCCCAUAGAAUUGGAUCUCAACUAUUGGGAUAACAAAUCCAAUUGGGAUACGACUGACACUAACAAUAAGUAUUACAUCAAUACUAGAAACGUGUUGGAGCCUGGUGCGAAUACAUGUUCGGGUCAGUUUGAUAUACAACUGUCAAAUGGAAAUGACUUCAAGGGAUACACCACUCUCUAUACAACUCCACAACAACUACCACUCAAUACAACGGCUACUAUUAGCCCCCAAUUGGGCACUAAUUGUAAUGUAAAUGAAAUUAACAUUAAUGUCAUGAGCAAUCGCGACCCA
Messenger RNA from Oppiella nova, 1149 nucleotides. The record is from the annotation of a GenBank genome assembly. NCBI's taxonomy places the organism in Eukaryota, Metazoa, Arthropoda, Arachnida, Sarcoptiformes, Oppiidae.